Molecule: messenger RNA, 2636 nt
Organism: Lotus japonicus
Lineage: Eukaryota; Viridiplantae; Streptophyta; Magnoliopsida; Fabales; Fabaceae
Product: probable CoA ligase CCL12
Exons: 14
Coding region: 162-2366 (734 amino acids)
Source: RefSeq, a predicted model, not a curated record
AAGAGACAGAGUUAGGUGAUGUAAAAACAUCGCGUGACGGUCAACUUUGUCGCACAAUCCAAGCUAACCAGCUACCCCAGCAGUAUCAACAAUCAUCUCCUUCCCAAAACACCAUUCAAAAACCCAUUGAAGCUUCCAAGUUGGAACAGACAAAGAGAGAGAUGGCUAAGAAGAGCAUAAGGGAGCUGGGAGUGAAGGAUUUUGUGAAUGCUGGAUUAUCAGUAGCAGAAGCCAAUCAACUUGAUCUUGUUUUGAAGGAUGUCCUCUCCCUCACCAUCACCAACAACCCAGCUGAAAUCUGGCGCCACCUUAUCACCCGGAGAGCUCUCAAGCCAUCUUAUCCUCACCCCUUGCAUCAGCUUCUAUACUACUCUCUCUAUGAUCAUCACUCUUCUUCUUCUUCUUCUUCUGAUAACACUGCUUCUCCCCCUCCUUAUUGGUUCCCUUCUCUUGAGCAGUCCAGGAGUACCAACCUGGGUCGUCUAAUGGAAACUCAUGCUUCUAAGCUCUUAGGACCUUCCUACAAAGACCCCAUUUCUAGUUUUCAUCUUUUUCAAAAGUUCUCUGUUCAACACCCUCAGGUGUACUGGUCCCUCGUUCUCAAGGAGCUUUCACUUUCAUUUGUUGAACCUCCAAAGUGCAUUUUAGAUACCUCUGACCCUUCAAAACAUGGAGGGACUUGGUUUCCCGGUUCUGUCCUGAAUAUUGCAGAAUGCUGUUUGCAACCAAGUGGGCACCCAAACAAACAGGAUGACAGUGUAGCCAUUGUUUGGAGAGAUGAAGGUUUUGAUGAGUCUGAGGUUAAUCGCGUCACGCUCAAACAACUUAGGCUGCAAGUAAUGUUAGUAGCAAAUGCAAUAGAUGCCACAUUCUCGAAGGGAGAUGCGAUCGCAAUUGACAUGCAAAUGACAGUCAAUGCUGUGAUUAUAUAUUUAGCCAUUGUUUUAGCAGGAUGCGUUGUGGUGUCUAUAGCUGAUAGCUUUGCGCCAAAAGAAAUUGCGACUCGCCUGCGUGUUUCUAAAGCAAAGGGUAUUUUCACACAGGAUUUCAUAUCAAGAGGUGGCAAGAAAUUCCCUUUGUACAGUCGAGUCAUUGAGGCGGCUGCAUGUAAAGUUAUCGUGCUCCCUGUGAUAGGUGAUGAUUUAGGAGUAAAAAUAAGAGAGCAAGACUUAUCAUGGAAGGGUUUCCUUUCUUCUAGCAGACAGAAUCCCAGGUCAUAUCAUUACUCUCCAUUCUACCAAUCAAUUGAUUCUGUCACUAACAUACUUUUUUCAUCUGGAACCACAGGGGAUCCAAAAGCUAUUCCUUGGACUCAAGUUGCACCGAUGCGAAGUGCUGCCGAUGGAUGGGCUUUCAUUGAUCUUCAACCUGGAGAUGUCUAUUGCUGGCCGACAAAUUUAGGAUGGGUGAUGGGACCGACUAUAAUAUAUUCAUGCUUUCUAUCUGGUGCUACUCUUGCUCUGUACCAUGGAUCUCCUCUUGGCCAUGGUUUUGGAAAAUUCGUUCAGGAUGCAGGUGUUACCAUUUUGGGAACAGUUCCAAGCAUAGUGAAAGCUUGGAAGAGUACGCAAUGUAUGGAGGGAUUGGAUUGGACAAAGAUAAAAACAUUUUGUUCGACCGGAGAAACUUCAAAUGUUGAUGAUGACCUUUGGCUUUCUUCAAAAUCUUAUUACAAACCAAUAAUUGAAUGUUGUGGAGGCACUGAGCUUGCGUCUAGUUACAUAAUGGGAAGUCCACUGCAGCAUCAAGCUUUUGGAGCAUUUAGCACAGCAUCAAUGACAACUGGCUUGGUCAUCCUUGAUGAAAACGGAAUUCCUUAUCCAGAGGAUGUUCCUUGUGUUGGUGAAGUGGGCUUAUUCCCUGUAUACAUGGGAUCAACUGAUAGAUUGCUUAAUGCUGAUCAUGAGGAGGUUUACUUUAAGGGCAUGCCAAUUUACAAAGGAAAGGUUCUUAGAAGACAUGGAGAUAUAAUCAAAAGAACUGUUGGAGGCCAUUUCAUUGUACAAGGGAGGGCUGAUGACACCAUGAAUCUUGGUGGAAUAAAGACAAGUUCGGUAGAAAUUGAACGCGUCUGCGAUAGGGCUGACGAAUGUAUUUUGGAGACAGCUGCAAUAAGUGUUUCUCCUGCAAGUGGAGGCCCAGAACAACUUAUUAUAUUAGUAGUUUUAAAGAAAGGAUACAAUUCCAAUGCAGAAACUCUGAAGAAGAAAUUCUCUAAAGCCAUUCAAACCAACCUUAAUCCUUUGUUCAAGGUAAGCCUUGUUAGAGUUGUGCCCGAGUUUCCUCGAACAGCUUCGAACAAAUUACUAAGGAGAGUUUUGAGGGAUCAAAUGAAGCGUGAGCUAUCAGUUCAAAGCAAACUUUAGUGUCAUCGUUAAUUCGAAACAUACCUCACCAGGCAUCAAGAUUCAGUUCAUUUCAUGUGGAAAUAUGCAGAUUUUUACUAAUAUAACUAGAAUGUAUUUUUGGAAGGUGAAGUCCUUGAUCUGUAAUAAAAUUUGUGUAAUGAAAAUUCUAGUGUACUCAAGUGAAUGAAACACAACCUUAGUAUUAGUCAACUAUGUAAUAGUGGCUAUGAAGUUGUAUUUCAACCGACAUUUCAUAUAAUAAGAGAAUCAUCCACUAGAAAUUCUCUA